Messenger RNA from Sinocyclocheilus rhinocerous, 1327 nucleotides. Its product is annotated as peptidylprolyl isomerase H (cyclophilin H). The transcript has 10 exons. The coding region runs from base 232 to 804 and encodes 190 amino acids. Gene Ontology annotation, biological process: protein peptidyl-prolyl isomerization; protein folding. The record is from RefSeq and is a predicted model, not a curated record. Gene Ontology annotation, molecular function: peptidyl-prolyl cis-trans isomerase activity; cyclosporin A binding. Gene Ontology annotation, cellular component: intracellular membrane-bounded organelle; cytoplasm. Lineage: Eukaryota; Metazoa; Chordata; Actinopteri; Cypriniformes; Cyprinidae.
CAUUGGAUUUCCAAAUUCAGAUCGUUCUGAUUCAGAUUCAACUUGUUGAACAACCGGCCCCAGAGGCGCGCUUGUCCCUCGGUGGCAUCCGUACAGAGUCCUUCUGGCGUCCGUAGUGACGUCACGGGUGCACAUUUUUGAAUCGUCCUGUGAAGCUCGUGGUGUGAGAACUGAGAAACAUUCAUAGCGCAUAUUUCUGCCGUCUGGAGUGAUAAAAGCCCGAAAGCAGCCAUGAACGUUCAGCCUUCAAACCCUAACAACCCGAUAGUGUUUUUCGACGUCACCGUUGGAGGACAAGAAGUGGGCAGAAUGAAGAUAGAGCUAUUUGCAGACAUCGUUCCAAAGACUGCGGAAAAUUUUCGGCAGUUCUGUACUGGUGAAUUCAAGAAGGACGGUGUUCCCGUAGGCUAUAAAGGCUGCACAUUUCAUCGGGUGAUAAAGGACUUCAUGAUUCAGGGUGGUGAUUUUGUCAAUGGGGAUGGCACUGGUAUCUGCAGUAUCUACAGGGGACCGUUUGCAGAUGAGAACUUCAGAAUGAAGCACUCUGGCCCAGGACUCUUGUCUCUGGCAAACAGUGGACCGGGAACAAACGGCUGCCAGUUUUUUAUCACCUGCACAAAGUGCGACUGGUUGGAUGGGAAGCAUGUGGUAUUUGGAAAAGUGGUGGAUGGUUUGCUUGUUAUGAGAAAAAUUGAGAAUGUACCAACAGGACCCAACAACAAGCCCAAGCUGCCCAUUGUCAUUGCCCAGUGUGGAGAAAUGAAUGGCCGGUUGAGGGUUUUCUUACCCUUAAAUAAAUGUUGACCCAUGUUUUUUUUUAAGUCACUGUGGAACGUUCUUUAUUACACUUCAAAUUCAGAGAGAACUGAAAUCAAGAGACGUUUCCUGAAUCGUCAAGGGCUUUGAGUUUAUGAUACUAAAUCAACACCUAAAGGACACGCCACUUAAUGCAAAUUCCUUAUGAUUGUACUCCCUUUGUCGUCUUAUUGCUGCUUACCCUAACCCACAUCCUAACCCAGAAACCCCUUCCCCCAUCUCUUGGACCGUGUCCCAUGCACACAAAAGGGCUCUUUCAGCUGAAGUGCAGGAAGAGUUUGGGCUCGGUAGGAGGCUUCUGGGGUCAAUGUUAAAGGCUGUCUUUGUGUGGGACAACAGGGCCGGACCAUUAACAAUAAAAUCACACUUCAACCAGGUCUCCUCGACAGUGCCAAAAACAUAUUUACAUGACAAAAGGGAAGGGGGUAGUGUGGAUCUGUCUCACAACUAGCCAGGGUCUGUCUCAUCUGUGGUCGUUGAGUGCUUCAUUUAUAAUGCGGUGGGAGAAGUC